AUGGGUUAUUGUUCACAGGUAGCGUUGGCCGUUGCCAACGGAAGGUUAUACGCUGUUGGUGGGUAUCGCGGCUCUACCCAUCUGGACACCGUUGAAGUUUUUGAUCCAGAGGCAAAUCAGUGGAUAAUUCAUAGCCGCAUGAAGACUACGAAGUCAGCUGGUGUGGGUGUUCUUCGGAUGUCGCAGCAAUCUCAUCAAUAG
This is a messenger RNA of Ostertagia ostertagi, 201 nucleotides long. NCBI's taxonomy places the organism in Eukaryota, Metazoa, Nematoda, Chromadorea, Rhabditida, Trichostrongylidae. The record is from the annotation of a GenBank genome assembly.